AUGGCAACCACCACCCCGGGCUUCCUCAGGCUACCACUCGAAAUCCGCCAGCAGAUAUACCACUAUCUUCUCGCGCAAAGUUUCCAGAGUAGAACGAUCAAUAUAAGCGUCCGACAGCGACACACUGGCUAUAGACUGCAAGGUCUCGAAAGCAUUCAAGGCCUUGUAUUCGUCAGCCGCAUCUUCCACGACGAGCUUCUCAACUACUGCUUCAGCCGUUUCAACUUCUUCCUCCACAACGGCUCAGAUUCCAUACGCUGGGUGGCUCGAGAAUUCUAUCGCCAAAUCGGAGUGGAGAACAGGAAGCUGGUCAAAUACAUCACUAUUCCUAGCUUCAGUAUCGAUCGCGUAAUGAUGGAUCCAGACAAUAUGAUUGAGCUCUUCGCCGUUCACAAAGCUUUCAUCCUGGAGCUUCUGGAUGAGAUGCAGCGUGUUUUUGCCCUUCUGGCACGCUUCCCAGCAUUGGAAGAACUCGAUCUGGGUAUUGACAGUCUGGAGGCAGUUUCUACCGGCAAGGGUGACUAUCGGUAUCUGGUGGACGACGAUAGGUCAUGA
This is a messenger RNA of Alternaria arbusti, 555 nucleotides long. RefSeq lists its product as uncharacterized. The record is from RefSeq and is a predicted model, not a curated record. NCBI's taxonomy places the organism in Eukaryota, Fungi, Ascomycota, Dothideomycetes, Pleosporales, Pleosporaceae. The coding region runs from base 1 to 555 and encodes 184 amino acids. The transcript has 2 exons.